CUCAGCUUAAAGAGAUCAGAGGGAAAACAACUGCAAAAAUACAAUCUCCAUAAAUAAAGAGGCAGAUUCCAAUCUAAAUUCAUCAUGAUCAACCUAGAGUUAAUCAAACAGUCUGCAUGGGGAUCUGGUGGAGCUCUACUCAACUUGUGAUAAGUGGCUGUGGUCUGGGGUCAUGAAAAGAACUGAAUGAUCUGUGUGACUGUUGCUGUUCCAACAGGUGGGUUGACUUAGCACCGUUAUUAUCACCUCAGAGCACAGUCACUGAACACUGUCCUAGAAGACUUCUCCGGUGGUGGGAGACCACUGAAGCAGAGCUCUCAGCCUCUGUGAGCAUGUCAUUCUGAUGUCACUUGAAGGUCAGUAACCAGGCCUGGAGGCCGGGAAGGGCAUGCCUCAGUGUUGGGAUCAUAGAACUGAGACUCACCCUGUUCUGCACCCUUAAGUCCCCAGAAAUACCACCUCUUACAACCGCCUGAAAUCACUUCAGCAGGCAGCGAGGCCAGCAUUCUGGACAUGAAACCUCUGAAAAUCAAGACCUACCUCAUCCCAAACAUACCCUUCCCCUGGCCGGGCCUGUCAUCUGCGCAACAAACAUCUUGACAAUGAGGCUACUGCCUGGUGCAUACCCCAACACAUUAGAAACACACACAGACAUCACUCCACCUCCUAACAAUGUGGUAUAACCUAUACAUCCACCUCAUACCAUACAACCACCAGCACUAUCCAAUAACCCCCAUUUAAGUUUGUCCCAUUAAGCCACAGCCCAAUCCUUAAUGAGUCUGACCCCAUUCCUGUGUAGCCAUUCCAUAUCAAAUACAUACGGGCAACGUGAUUUUCCAGUAUCCCCCCGUCACAAUGCAUGCACCUCUCCCAUUAUGUCUUGUUCCUGAAAUAUCAAACGACACGUUUUGUGGUUCUGACAACAGAGAGUACAUCAUUUGGGAGUGCAGACGAACAUGUGCUUGGGAAAAUGUUUACUCAGAUCAUAUCUCUCCUCCACACACCUCCACCCCUGCCUCCCCCCUGUCCCAGCCCUGGGUGAGUUAUUGCCAUAGGCAUGGUCCACAUUUUCAAACAGAGGCAGGUCCACGGACAGAUAAUGGGUCUAAUUUAACUCUGUGGCUGGUGGCCAGUGGCCAAGAGGUCAGAAGUCAGACUUCUCACAGUGUUCCACAGUCCAGUGGCACAGAGCCAUUAGUCAUAAACUUAACUUCAUGACACCUCACUACACUGCCCUCUUUGGGGAGAAAUAACUGACCCACAUUACCCUGGAGGGAUUGCAUUUACAUUUUAGUCCACAGGGACUUACAGGAGCAAAUUUGGGUUAUGUGCCUUGCUCAAUGGCACAUCAACAGAUUUUUCACCUAGUCAGCUCAGGGAUUCAAAUCAGCAACCUUUUUGAUACUGGUCUAACGCUCUUACACUCAACCAGAGUCCUAGACCUAGGUUACCACCAGAUAAAGCCCAAUUCUGGAUCACUGGAGACAUCAGGGUACAUACAGCCUGUGGUGGUGAUGAAGUAGAUACAGGUGGUGUAAUGGUCUUGCUUGGCUGUAUGUUUUUGGCUUUGUGCUGCAGCACAGAGUUAGCUCCUGGAUGGCUCUUGUAUCUAAUCCGGCAGUCGGCUAGUUCAACAUCUUUGUGUUGCUGGGUCAGAGAGGGUUGAUUAAGCCUGGCCCGAGGUGCUAAUUGUGUCACACUGAACGUUUUCUAAGUAGAAAUACGAGCAGGGUCAUAAUGCCUCAAUAAUCAUUGCUGUUUGUGUUGUAUUCUGGGCCUUACUAAACAAACCUUUGGCCUUCUGAAGUAGGCCAUCUCAUUGGGGAACAUUUCAGUGCCAAGAGGCAUUUCAAUUCACUCAGAUGGCAGGUUACUAUUUAACCUGUUUCCAAGAAGCAAGUGGAACCACCAUUAAUAAAAGUUGGGACCCAUGUUGGUUUAAACACUGUGGAAAGAUCUGGUUCACCAUCAACAAUAGAAUGUAAUAGUGAUAUCUGCUGCCCUGCAUGCCAACAUCAUUGGCAUGUUUAAGAGCAGAUGGUCUCCAACUGGUGGAUCGCCAGCUACCAGUAGCUUUGAGCCCACAUAUGAUUAGCUCGCCAAAAAAUGCUAAAAGUACAAGCAAUUUUUCAUGUUUUCCACCGCAAACUAACAUAAACAAAUCUCCCAAAGAUCAGACAACCACAAGCUCCCAGCUACUAACUAAUCAACACCAAAUUGACACUAUUCCACCCUUGGUUAGCCACUAUUGGCUUAAAAAGACAAACUUAACACAAUAUAUCUUCCAAUUAAUGUCCAGCAAUAUUGCCCCUGUCUGUCUGUGUGGCGCGCAUUUAUUUAUCACUCUGUGUGUAGCCAGACAGUUGAUGUGAUAACAGUCUUGUGGGUUGACAGAAAUGUGUAGCCAGUUGAUGUGAUAACAGUCUUGUGGGUUGACAGAAAUGUGUAGCCAGUUGAUGUGAUAACAGUCUUGUGGGUUGACAGAAAUGUGUAGCCAGUUGAUGUGAUAACAGUCUUGUGGGUUGACAGAAAUACUUUUACCAAAACCUUCUAAAUGAAAUGUUAAAUUAAGUAGGCUUACCUGGCAGAAGUAUAUCAUGAGUAAGUAUAUAAUUUGUAUAUAUUAUUUGUUAUUAGCUUACUUUGCCAUGACAUGAGAAGCAGCAGUACAGAACCAUCACUAGACCUGCACAUUGGGGCGGCAGGGUAGCCUAGUAAGCACUGGACUAGUAACCGAAAGGUUUCAAGUUCAUAUCCCCGAGCUGACAAGGUACAAAUCUGUCGUUCUGCCCCUGAACAGGCAGUUAACUCACUGUUCCUAGGCCGUCAUUGAAAAUAAGAAUUUGUUCUUAACUGACUUGCCUAGUUAAAUAAAGGUUAAAAAAACAGACAUUAGAUGGACAUUCCUCAUUUGCUAGAUGUGCAAAUAAAGGUCCAGAUGCGCAAUUUGUUAGUUUUCUUCCAGACGUAAAGAAAAUGGUCUUCUGAUGUGAUUUAAUCAUUGACAUGGACUCAGAACAUCUAAUUUCCCUUUUUCUCUAUGAACAAUUGUCAUUUUGAGAGUGAAAAACUAGCACAAAUCCAAAAACAGGAAAAAUAAAACUGAGAAAACAUAAUUUGGGUAAAAUAUAUAUAAUUCACAGAUUUUAUAGCCCCCCUUUACAGAUGUUUAUUAACCAUUAUUUUACCAGGUAUAUUUACAGAAAACAUAGUGCACUACUUUUUCUUGUACAUUAAGGACCGGGGGAGGGGUUGAAGGGGAGAGGAAAAGAGGAGAAUUUGUAUAUUUGAAAGCUAUAAAUAAAAAUGGUACUUUGCAAAAACAAAAAAUCAAAUGUAGCUCUCAUGCUAGACAAGGUUGGAGACCCCUGCUUUAGAGCCACAGGGACAUGGCAGCCUGCCACCUCAACUCAAAAAACUCCACAAGGGUUUGGGGGAGGGGGCGCCAGGCCUUAGAAGAAAACCACUGCCUGAACAGAAGCUAGACAUGCUAGAGCCGACCCUAUUCUCUCAAUUUUAAAACAAACACUGAGAGAAUGUUGCUUUAAAAAUGAUAUUUUACUACUGCAAUAUAAUGGAACUAAUGCUCUUUCUCUGAGAUAUGGGUGCCUUGUGGCUGUCAAAUAGUAUAUGUACACUACCGGUCAAAAGUUUUAGAACACCCCCUCAUUCAAGGGUUUUUCUUUAUUUGUAAUAUUUUCAACGUCGUAGAAUAAUGGUGAAGACAUCAAAACGAUGAAAUAACACAUAUGGAAUCAUGUCGUCACCGAAACAGUUUUGCCAAAAAGUCAAAGUGUCUGAAUAUUUUACGAAUGCACUGUAUUUGAUAAGAUUCAACCAAAUUUGCUCCAGCAAUUACCGCGAGCCCGUCCUCCCCAAUUAAGGUGCACCAGCCUCCUGUGCUACAAACAUACAGGUUCACUACUUCCACACUACCCACACAAUCACUUAUGCCUACAUGCAUUUAGGACAGAAAAUGUGGCUACCUAUGCACUGCCACAAUCAUAUGCAAAGGUAACUGAACUAAAUGGCUAUCCCCUGUGGCACUCACUUCUGUCAUCAUGAAGGGCUUUGAGAGACUUGUCAAGGAUCAUAUCACCUUCACCUUACCUGUCACCCUAGACCCACUUAAACUUGCUUACCGCCCCAAUAGGUCCACAGACGAUUGAAUCGCCAACACACUGCAAACUGCCCUAUCCCAUCUGGACAAGACGAACACCUAUGUAAGAAUGCUGUUCUUUGACUAUAGCUCAGCAUUCAACACCAUAGCACCCUAAAAGCUCAUCAUCAAUAUGAGGUCCUGGGUCUCAACCCCGCCCUCUGCAACUUGGUCCUGGACUUCCUGAUGGGUCGCCCCCAGGUGGGGAAGGUAGGAAACAACAUCUCCACUUUGCUGAUACUCAACACUGGGGGCCCACAAGGGUGCGUGCUCAGCCCCCUCCUGUACUCCCCGUUCACACAUGACUGCGUGGCCAUGCACACCUCCAACUCAGUCAUCAAGUUUGCAGACGACACAACAGUAGUGGGCUUGAUUACCAACAACGACGAGACAGCCUAUAGGGAGGAGGUGAGGGCUCUCCUAGUGUGGUGUCAGGAAAAUAACCUCUCACUCAACAUCAACAAAACAAAAGAGAUGAUCAUGGACUUCAGGAAACAGCAGAGGGAGCACUCCCCUAUCCACAUCAAAGGGACAGCAGUGGAGAGGUGGAAAGUUUAAAAGUUCCUCGGCAUCCACAUCAAGGACAAAAUGGAAUGGUCCACCCACACAGACAGUGUGGUGAAGAAGGCGCAACAGUGCCUCUUCAACCUCAGGAGGCUGAAUAAAUUUGGCUUGUCACCUAAAACCCUCACAAACUUUUACAGAUGCACAAUUGAGAGCAUCCUGUCGGGUUGUAUCACAGCCUGGUAUGGCAACUGCACCGCCCACAACCGCAGGGCUCUCCAGAGGGUGGUGCGAUCUGCACAACGCAUCAACGGGGGCAAACUACCUGCCCUCCAGGACACCUACAGCACCUGAUGUCACAGGUAGGCCUUAAAGACCAUCAAGGACAACAACCACCCGAGCCACUGCCUGUUCACCCUGCUACCAUCCAGAAGGCGAGGUCAGUACAGGUGCAUUAAAGCUGGGACCGAGAGACUGAAAAACAGCUUCAAGCUCAAGGCCAUCAGGCUGUUAAACAGCCAUCACUAGCACAGAGUGGCUGCUGGCUACAUACAGGCUUGACAUAAUUUGCCACUUUAACAAACGGAACACUAGACACUUUAAUAAUGUUUACAUAUCUUGCAUUACUCAUCUCAUAUGUAUAUACUGUAUUCUAUACCAUCUAUUGCAUCUUAGCCUAUGCCGCUCUGUUAUUGCUCAUCCAUAUAUUUAUAUUUAUAUAUUCUUAUUCCAUUCCUUUACUUAGAUUUGUGUGUAUUAGGCAUUUAUUGUGGAGUUUCGCUACACUCGCAAUAACAUCUGCUAACCACGUGUAUGUGACCAAUAACAUUUGACUUGAUAUGAUUUGAUAUGGAUGCAUAUAGACACAAAAUCACAUACAAACCCUCCCUUCUACUCAUCGUUCCUUCAACACAUGUAAAUCCCUUUAUACCCUACCAUACAAUAAAAAGGAUUCAUGUGGUUAAUGGUUGGAAGUGGAUUACCCAUACUACCAUCUUCAGAAGUACAGACCUAAUGCUACUCUGACAGCCUGUCAAAUGGCAAACAGGCCACAGGGAACUAGAGUCUGUCUGAAGCCUAGCAUCUCCUUCAACAACAUCUCCCUCUCUACAAUCACACAUUGGUCCUGAGGGACAGAUCCCCUUGCCCAGGAGCCAUUAAGCCAUACCGUGAACAAGGCUGGCCGAAAUAUGAGUACCAUUGUUGAGAGCUGGGCUCUGUCUAGUUUCACAUUUCUCAAGAAAGGUCCUGUCGUCACUGCCUCUCCCCGACUAUGGCAUAGAGGGAGGGUUAUGGAGGGGUAUGGAGGGGACUCUGGGUAGGAUAGGGCCAAUAGGAUCAUCUCAUUGUUCAUUUGAUAACCUUGAACAGUUGUGUUUAAUUGGAUAAGCUAGUAGAACAUUUAUAAUCUAGCUAAACGGCCCGGCUGUUCAGUUUAACCAUCAUUUGUUGAUUUGAGCGCUAAGCUGUUAAUUGAGAAAGCUGGAAAAGAAGGACAGUGUUCAGUUAUCUAAUCUGUUUUGAUCUGAUAACACCACCAAACGCUUUACUGAGGACACUGAACUAACACAGGGCGACCAGUCAGAUAAUGAGGACCAGAGCACUUGAUUUGUCCCAUUUGAUCCAGGCUCAGCAGCCCCAGUACUGUCUGUCCCCCAUAAGCCAUCUAUUAAUCAAGGAGAGACACGCAGCUGUUUGACACCCCCCAUUCUUCCCUCUCAGGGCCUCCCAACCCAAUAGAGCAGAUAAAAGGAUCCCCCCCCUACAGAACAGGUGUCCACUGGGGUGAUGUCACUCCCACAGACCAGACCCACCAAGACUGACUGACAACCUGGUCAUGUCAGCAGCAGCAGCAGGGACCAGCAUCAAUGGUCAGGACCUACUAGAUGCUUGGUUUCAUUAUCCAUGUCUUUUCUGAGGUCUCAAGAUUUCAGUUAAUGUUAAACCAGUCUACAUUCAACCAGUCUACAUUCAACCAGUCUUGUAUUUUUGUGUUUCCAAUUGCCAGCUGGCACCAUACAUUCCAAAGGCAUUGCUUCUUACACAGCUGUAGACUAGUACUCUACUGCCCUCCACUGGUCUGAAACUUCGAUGGAGGGAGACAAGAUUUACACUUGGAACUGGCACAUUUAAUUCGAACAAUGUGAAGCGAAUGGUGUGCUUAACUAAUAACACAUACAUAUGGCCUGAAAUUGUUAUUUUAUCAUCCAUCACAUAAAUACUGAAUUUCAAGCCCUCAAGGAAAAGGGUAUGCAAUCAUGGUCUGUAAUUACAGUAUGCUGGAGCUGGAACUCAGGCCCGCAGAUAGUUCUGCCUCUAUGACAUCCCCUACUGAUUCUACAUACCCAUCCAUCCGAGACAGUGUUCUAAACUUCUGAGAGGCCUUACUGAUAAUUAACAUGCUUCAACCUCAACAACAUCACUGUUGUGGAGAGGUCAGAACAGAGGUGGUUCAAUGAGCCAUGCUUACUUGAUGACUGAUGAUAAUCCCGUGUGGCUCAGUUGGUAGAGCAUGGCACUUGUGACGCCAUGGUUGUGAGUUUGAUUCCCACGGUGGACCAGUAUGGAGAAGAAAAAAAUAAAGUAUAAACUGUAUUUACAUUUUAGCAGAAUCUCUUGUCCAGAGCAACUUACAGUAGUGAGUGCAUAUACUGGUCCAGCAUUGGGAAUCGAACCCAUAACCCUGGCGUUAAGCACCAUGCUCUACCAACUGAGCCACACUGUAUGAACUCAUUACUGUAAGUCGCUAUAGGUAAGAACAUCUGCUAAUUGACUAAAAUGUAAAAAUGUCAUGAUUAACCUUGCCUGAAGACUUGCUAGCUCCUUGUGCUAUGGCCUGUAGCUCAGUGAGCUAAUAAAACCUGUUUUCUCCCUGUGCUGCUGAUUCAGGCAUAAGGGCAUAGUGCAUAGUGCCCUUAUGCUUGAGGUGAUUUGGGAAUCUUGAUAAAGUGGAUUUACGAUCAAAGGUGUGUCGCAUGGCCAGUUAAUGACGUUGUUUGAGUGAAUGAGGUUUCACUAAACAUUGCAUAAUCAGUGGAGUUGAUAGAUAGGCACCUUGAGGCUGCCUCAUGGACAACUUGUCCCACUAUUAUGUUUGGGUCAAGAGGUUGCCUCAGUCAGAUCAUAUUUAAGAGCAAUUUCUAUGAAUGAAACUAGGAAAUAUCAUGUUAAAAAUAAAAUUACUAUUCCAUGAGACAAAGUUAAACAUCUAUUUCAAAUGGAUGAGCCAAUAAUGAGGCAGAUAACAGAAUGAGUACAUUAACAUAUAAGCUAGGCCUACGUCAAAAAAUAAGAGGACAGUCCGAUUGUAAAGGUCUGUUUAGGCCUACACUGGGAACUCCUGAUCCACCCUGUGUCUUCUACAGGGCUGAUGAAAGAGACGCGGCCUGAAGUGCCCUAAUACUCUUACCAACUUGGCUUGAACUUUGCACGUUAGAUUUUCGUGUCACCGGGGUCAGACCAGCCAGCAACAUGCAAACUUUAAAACUCCCUCACAGAUUGCAGAAGUGCAACACUGACAGGGUUGGAGGUACCAGUCGACAGGUAAACAAGGCAACAGAACAUCCAACAUGGUGGGAAGGAGACGCGGCUCCAGAGCCACCAGGGGGUCACAGAAGCCCCAACAGCAAAGCACGGGGGGACCCCGCAAGAGGCUGAGAGAGCCAGCAUUAUUUGCCAAGGAAGCAGGGUAUGAGUCGGAGGUCCCUCAUGAAAAGCUGACCAUCGCCCAAGCCAAGAGAGGUACACCAGCAAUCCGGCCGGUCCGAGUCUAUGCUGAUGGGAUCUUUGACCUCUUCCACUCUGGACAUGCUCGCGCUCUGAUGCAAGCCAAGAACCUGUUCCCCAACACACAUCUCAUAGUGGGAGUCUGCAGUGAUGAACUCACACACCGGUAUAAGGGCUACACGGUGAUGACAGAGUCUGAGCGCUACGAAGCCCUGAUACACUGUCGCUAUGUGGAUGAGGUGGUACGGAACGCUCCCUGGACCCUCAGCCCUGACUUCCUGAAGAAACAUAAGAUUGACUUUGUAGCGCAUGAUGAUAUCCCAUACACCUCUGCUGGAUCAAAUGAUGUCUACAAACACAUCAAGGAAGCAGGGAUGUUUGUGGCCACACAGAGGACAGACGGCAUCUCUACAUCUGACCUCAUCACCAGGAUAGUGAGAGACUACGACCUCUAUGUCCGACGCAACCUGCAGAGAGGCUACACAGCCAGUGACCUCAACGUUAGCUUCAUCAGGGAGAAGAAAAUCCGUCUUCAAAACCAGGUGGAUCGUAUGAAGGAGACGGUAAAGACAGUAGAGGAGAAGUCCAAGCACUUUGUGCACUCGGUGGAAGAGAAGAGCCAAGACCUCAUCCACAAGUGGGAGGAGAAGUCCUGGGAGUUCAUUAGUAAUUUCCUGGAGUCGUUUGGUCCAGGUGGAGCGUGGCAUGUGAUCCAGGAGAAGAGUGGGCGCAUGCUCCAGGCUCUGUCACCCUACGCAUCGCCCGUUGCCUCGCCCCGUGGCUCCCCCAGCAGCAGCCCCACCAGAGGGCGUUCCCCAUCGCCUCCCUCCUCUCAAUCCCCUCGUUCUCCUCGUUCCUCUGCCACCUACCACAAGGGUGCCUCUGCCCAUCCCUCAACUUCCCUCAGCAGCAUGAGUGAGGGGGAUGACGACGAGAAAUAGAGACACCACUUUCCCGCAAACACUCAGUGUACAGGUAACUUCCGAAAUAAAGGAAACACUUGAAGAAACACUUGACUAAAUGAGAGAUACAAGACAAGGGAAGCUUGGUCUUUACAUCCUCAAAGACAUGCUCCUGUCAGCUGUAACUAUUUUCAAUGUGUCAAUAAUCAUGUGUAUUUCAAACAUAGACAAAGAUAGAUUCAGAUUUUUGACAUUGUAGGUGUAACUGCCAAAAUAAAGGAAACAUUUGAGGAAACAUUCAAUUGAACACUUAUGGGAGAUUCUGGAGCGGCGCCUGAAACAGCGUUUUCCACCACCAUCAACAAAACACCAAAUGAUGGAAUUUCUCAUGGAGGAAUGGUGUCACAUCCCUCCAAUAGAGUUCCAGACACUUGUAGAAUCUAUGCCAAGGUGCAUUGAAGCUGUUCUGGUGGCUCGUGGUGGCCCAACGCCAGAGUAAGAGACUAUGUUGGUGUUUCCUUUAUUUUGUCAGUUACCUGUACAUGGUUACUUUGUGCACUGUGUGUGUGUAAAAUGUCGCCCACGGUCUACCAUAUUUUUGUUAUUUUAUUGUGUAGGUCGUAAGGUAACUGAAUGCACUGUUGAAACUCCAUUCUCACUUCUGAUUCCUGAACCACACAAAUACAUAGAACUAAUACCACUAUUUCACUGUCUAAACCUGGCUUUAUUUUAGCAACAUGCUUAAAUGUGUGUUCAGUUGUCUAUGAUAGAGUGCAUUCGGAAAGUGUUCAAACCCCUUGACUUUUACCACAUUUGGUUACGUUACAGCCAUAUUCUAAAAUGGCUUGAAUCCAGUUUUUUGUUGUUGACGUUUUUGCAAAAGUAUAAACAAUUUAAAACUGAAAUAUUACAUUUACAUAAGUAUUCAGAUACUUUACUCAGUAAUUUGUUGAAGCACCUUUGGCAGCGAUCACAGCAGUCUUCUUGGGUAUGACGCUACAAGCUUGGCACACCUAUAUUUGGGGAGUUUCUCCCAUUCUUUCUGCAGAUCCUCUCAAGCUGUCAAGUUGGAUGGGGAGUGUUGCUGCACAGCUAUUUUCAGGUCUCUGCAGAGAUGUUCGUUCAGGUUCAAGUUCGGGCUCUGGCUGGGCCACUCAAGGACAUUCAGAGACUUGUCCCGAAGCCACUCCUACGUUGUCUUGACUGUGUGCUUGGGGUCGUUGUCCUGUUGGAAGGUGAACCUUUGCCCCAGUCUAAGGUCAUGAGCGCUCUGGAGCAGGUUUUCAUCAACGAUCUCUCUGUACUUUGAUCCGUUCAUCUUUCCCUCGAUCCUGACUAGUCUUCUAGUCCCUGCUGCUGAAAAACAUCCCCACAGCAUGAGGCUGCCACCACCAUGCUUCACUGUACGAAUGGUGCCUGGUUUCCUCCAGAUGUGACGCUUGGCAUUCAGGCCAAAGAGUUCAAUCUUGGUUUCAUCAGACCAGAGAAUCUUGUUUCUCAUGGUCUGAGAGUCCUUUGGGUGCCUUUUGGCAAACUCCAAGCGGGCUGUCAUGUGCCUUUUACUGAGGAGUGGCUUCCGUCUGGCCACUCUACCAUAAAGGCCUGAUUGUUGAAGUGCUGCAGAUAUGGUUGUCCCUCUGGAAGUUUCUCCUAUCUCCAUAGAGGAACUAUGUGAGCUCUGUCAGAGUGACUAUCGGGUCAAAUCCCUGACCGAAGCCCUUCUCCCCUGAUAGCUCAGUUUGGCCAGGCGGCCAGCUCUAGGAAGAGUCUGGGUGUUUCCAAUCUUCUUCCAUUUAAAAACUUCUUAGGGCUGCAAUCCCGUUAACGGAAUCGAUAUGAUAACAGCCAGUGAAAGUGCAGGGCGCCAAAUUCAAAACAACAGAAAUCUCAUAAUUAAAAUUCCUCAAACAUACAUGUAUUUUAUACCGUUUUAAAUGUAAUCUUGUUGUUAAUCCCACCACAGUGUCCGAUUUCAAAUAGGCUUUACAGCGAAAGCACCACAAACGAUUAUGUUAGGUCACCACCAACUCACAGAAAAAUUCAGCCAUUUUUCCAGCCAAAGAGGAGUCACAAAAAGCACAAAUAGAUAUAAAAUUAAUCACUAACCUUUGAUGAUCUUCAUCAGAUGACACUCAUAGGACUUCAUGUUACACAAUACAUGUAUGUUUUCUUUGAUAAAGUUCAUAUUUAUAUAAAACAAUCUCAGUAUACAUUGGCGUGUUACAUUCACUAGUUCCAAAAACAUCCGGUGAUAUUGCAGAGAGCCACAUCAUUUUACAGAAAUACUCAUUAUAAAUGUCGAUAAAUACAAUUGUUAGACAUGGAAAUAUAUCUCUCCUUAACGCAACCGCUGCGUCAGAUUUCAAAAAAACUUUACGGAAAAAGCAAACCAUGCAAUAAUCUGAGACGGCGCUCAGAAAAAAAAGAAAAUUAUCCGCCAUGUUGGAGUCAACAGAAAUCAGAAAUAACAUUAUAAAUAAUCCCUUACCUUUGAUGAUCUUCAUCAGAAUGCACUCCCAGGAAUCCUAGUUCUACAAUAAAUGCUUGAUUUGUUCGAUAAUGUCCGUUAUUUAUGUCCAAGUAGCUACUUUUGUUAGCGCUUUUAGUACACAAAUCCAAACGCUCGUGCAGGUCCAGCCGGACGUGGGACGGAAACUUCAAAAAGUUAUAUUACAGGUCGAAGAAACUUGUCAAACUAAGUAUAGAAUCAAUCUUUAGGAUGUUGUUAUCAUAAAUCUUCAAUAACGUUUCAGCCGGAGAAUUCCUAUGUCUGUAGAGAAGCAAUGUAACGCAGGUCACUAUCAUGUGAAAUGCGUGUGACCAGGACCUGGCUCUCUGCCAGACCACUGACUCAAAGAGCUCCCAUCCGGCUCCACAACACAGUAGAAGCGUCAUUCAAGUUUCUAAAGACGGUUGACAUCUAUUGGAAGCCUUAGGAAGUGCAACAUAGCCAAUAUCCCACUGUGUAUUCAAUAGGGGCUGGGUUGAAAAUCGACCAACCUCAGAUUUCCCACUUCCUGUUUGGAUUUCUUCUCGGGUUUUUGCCUGCCAUAUGAGUUCUGUUAUACUCACAGACAUCAUUCAAACAGUUUUAGAAACUUCAGAGUGUUUCCCAUCCAAUACUAAUAAUAAUAUGCAUAUAUUAGCAACUGGGACUGAGGAGCAGGCCGUUUACUCUGGGCACCUUUCAUCCAAGCUACACAAUACUGCCCAAAUGAUGGAGGCCACUGUGUUCUUAGGGACAUUCAGUGCUGCAGAAAUGUUUUGGUACCAUUCCCCAGAUCUGUGCCUCGACACAAUCCUGUCUCGGAGCUCUACGAACAAUUCCUUUGACCUCAUGGCUUGGUUUUUACUCUGACAUGCACUGUCAACUGUGGGACCUUAAAUCGGCAGGUGUGUGCCUUUCCAAAUCAGGUUCAAUCAAUUGAAUUUACCACAGGUGGACUCUAAUCAAGUUGUAGAAACAUCUCAAGGAUGAUCAAUGAAAACAGGAUGCACUUGAGCUCAAUUUCGAGUCUCAUAGCAAAGGGUCUGAAUAAGGUAUUUUUGUUUUCAUAUUUGAUAAAUUUGCAAACAUUUCUGAAAACCUGUUUUCGCUUUGUCAUUAUGGGGUAUUGUGUGUAGAUUGAUGAGGAAAAAAACGUAUUUAGUCAAUUUUAGAAUAAAGUUGUGGAAUAAUUAAAGGUGUCUGAAUACUUUCCGAAUGCACUGUAUACAGUAAAAAAAACUAUUUUAUGACAUAAGUAGUUUCUAUUAAAUAUUAAAUACAAAACAAUCCUUUCUGAGAGUAUUUGACCUACUCACAUUUCCUAAAUCAAUUUAAUUUGAGGCCUUUGGUACAAAUGUUUUUAAAGCAAUCGAAAGUAUGAUAUGUCUCAAAGUAUUCUGAUACUGCCCUAUUAAUUUCUUAAGCAUCCAAUGUGAUUAUAAUCUCUUAUAAACUUACAGUACCAUA
Messenger RNA from Oncorhynchus nerka (sockeye salmon), 13246 nucleotides. Its product is annotated as choline-phosphate cytidylyltransferase B-like. The transcript is spliced from 9 exons. The record is from RefSeq and is a predicted model, not a curated record. The coding region runs from base 8233 to 9330 and encodes 365 amino acids. Gene Ontology annotation, molecular function: phosphatidylcholine binding; choline-phosphate cytidylyltransferase activity. Gene Ontology annotation, biological process: CDP-choline pathway. NCBI's taxonomy places the organism in Eukaryota, Metazoa, Chordata, Actinopteri, Salmoniformes, Salmonidae.